CGGGGAAGCAGCAGCUCGCUCGGCAUCAUGAGGCUCCAUGGAUCUCUGCUCUGGGUGGUCCUCCUCGUCCACAAGGUGGCGGGAGAGUACGGCAUGGCCCACUUCAGUGACGAGGGCAGCAGCAAAGGAAAGGAUUACUGCAUCUUCUUCAACUCCCAGUGGGCACGUCUACCUCAGGACCUGAAUAAAGCAUCGCGUCUACCGAUCUAUGACCUGACAUCAUCGAUCCUGUGCUCGCCCUCUGACGUCCCGGAGGGAGGUUUCCCCAAUCGCGUCCCCAUGGUGAUGCGGGGCAACUGCACUUUCUAUGAGAAGGUCCGGCUGGCCCAGAUAAACGGUGCCAAGGGCAUAGUCAUCGUCAGCAGGGAGAGACUGACACCACCAGCAGGAAACAGGACCCAGUAUGAGGAGAUUGACAUUCCUGUAGCAUUGCUCAGCUACUCUGACAUGCUCGAGAUAAGCACGAGGUUUGGUAAAGAGACACUUGUGGCCAUGUAUGCGCCCAAUGAGCCGGUGCUGGACUACAACAUGGUGAUCAUCUUCUUGAUGGCAGUAGGGACGGUCGCCAUCGGAGGCUACUGGGCCGGCAGCCGAGACCGCAAGAAACGCUACAUGAAGCACAAGCGGGACGACGGCGCGGAGAAGCCGGACGAAGAGACGGUGGACGUCACCCCGAUCAUGAUCUGUGUGUUCGUGGUCAUGUGCUGCAGCAUGCUGGUGCUGCUCUACUUCUUCUACGACUACCUGGCAAUCUGGGUUAUCGGCAUCUUCUGUCUGGCCUCCUCCGUCGGGCUCUACAGCUGCAUGUGGCCCUUCGUCAGGAGGCUUCCUUUCUGCAAGUGCAGGAUCCCAGAGAACAACCUCCCGUACUUGCACAAGCGGCCACAGAUCCGCAGUUUGCUGCUGUCGGCCUUCUGCAUCGGACUCAGCAUCAUCUGGAUGGUGUUUCGCAGAGAAGACCAGUGGGCGUGGGUGUUGCAGGACUUCCUGGGGAUCGCCUUCUGUCUCUACAUGCUCAAAACCGUCAGACUCCCCACGUUUAAGGCUUGCACUUUACUACUGUCUGUCCUUUUUGUCUACGAUGUUUUCUUCGUAUUUAUUACACCUUUAUUUACAAGGGACGGGGAAAGUAUAAUGGUGGAGGUAGCGGCUGGUCCCUCUGACUCCUCCGAAAAGCUCCCCAUGGUGCUCAAAGUGCCGAGGUUGAACUUCUCUCCCCUGGCGCUCUGUGACCGGCCCUUCUCCCUCCUGGGCUUUGGUGAUGUCUUAGUACCAGGUCUGUUGGUGGCGUACUGUCACAGGUUUGACCUUUUAACACAGUCCUCCGGGAUCUACUUUGUGUGCUGUACUAUCGCGUAUGGCAUCGGCCUGCUGAUCACCUUCGUGGCGCUGGCCGUGAUGCAGAUGGGUCAGCCCGCCCUGCUCUACCUGGUGCCCUGCACUCUGCUCACCUCCCUCACUGUAGCGCUGUGGCGCAGGGAGUUGCCCCAGUUCUGGACUGGAAGUGGAUUUGUGCCGGCCAUAAUGCUCGCACCGAUCAACUGCACACAAACUGCAACGCCGCAGACCGAAGGGCUCUCCACCAAACCGGAGCCGCUAACAUCAGAAUCUGCCGCUCAGAGCGAAGACACGCCCAAUCAGCCGCCUCAAGCCACGCCCCCGCCGGAGAACGACGAAGACAAAGACAAAUCUAACUGAAAGGACUUCUAGUACGGCAUUUUCAUUUCAUGUUUUAUUUGUUUGUGAUUUUUGUUUUCUAUGUAGUGUUUCAGUCAGUGGACAUUUUAAGUACUGUCGCUUAUUUGCACUUGGUGUGAAGGGACGAGCAGGUGAGGUCUACGUUUUCUGAACGACUGACUCACUCACACACACACAUACAUACACACAAGUAUAAAAACCUGCACAGCAGCACCAACACCCGCCUCUACUACAUAAAGUACCAUCUGUAUCAGUGGUGGAAAGUACAUUUACUCAAGUAGUCUACUUCACUACAGUUGUAAUAUCUUCUACUUGAGUCCUACUUCAAACCUCCACGUUUCAGAGGCAGAUAUUCAACGUGUGACUCCACAAUGUAGUUUAAAAGUCUAAAAACAAGAGAGACUUGUGUUUUAAUUCUUCUUUUCAAUCAUGAAUUAUCUGAAGAUCCCUCAGAUUUUUCUGGAGACUCUUCAGAGGAGCCCAGAAAUUUUGCUAAUUCAGUUUUAGGGGAUUUGGCUUCACUUUGAAGGAGCUGUCACGUCAAUCAUCUUCACGAGUAAUAUAUAAUAGGAAAUGUGAUGGAAGUAUUAUGUAGGUUACACACUGCAAUCGCCACCUGAAGUGAUUCAGAACAUCUCGUUAUAAAAACUGUUGCUUCAAGCACUACAUCAGAAAUGUACGGAGCCCCUUAUUUUCUCUGAUACAUUAUAAUCUGUCAGAAUAUAAAGCACAGCGGUGAUGACUGAAGACGCCCAUCACCUGUUUAAUCAUGGCGCCAUCUUGGUUGUUGACUGAGCCAAAGUUGUUCGAAUCUUUUUUGUAACACUGAAGAAUUUUUGUUGAUGUUUUCUCGUGUUUCUUUUGGUAUAUUUCUUGUUUUGCAUGCUAUGAUUUUGACCUUUUUAUAUAAAAAAGCAGUGUAUAAUCUAUAAUAUGGGCUUCGUUUGCAUUAUCGGCGCCAAAUGUUGGCCAUCGCGUUUUUUAUUCCCCAAGUAGUUCCUCAAACUGUCUUAACAACUGGUUCUGGCCUUACAGUGUCCAUGUGGGGGGGGGGGGGGG
Molecule: messenger RNA, 2757 nt
Organism: Limanda limanda (common dab)
Lineage: Eukaryota; Metazoa; Chordata; Actinopteri; Pleuronectiformes; Pleuronectidae
Gene: sppl2b
Product: signal peptide peptidase-like 2
Exons: 15
Coding region: 28-1698 (556 amino acids)
Biological process (GO): membrane protein proteolysis
Cellular component (GO): lysosomal membrane; lumenal side of endoplasmic reticulum membrane; cytoplasmic side of endoplasmic reticulum membrane
Molecular function (GO): aspartic endopeptidase activity, intramembrane cleaving
Source: RefSeq, a predicted model, not a curated record